UGUAAAGAGAGGGCCCCGUUGGGUGAGGAGCCCGGAAAGGCCCGCCUGGAUUCGGGCCCCCUGCCCUUGUCCCCAGGGCCGGGGGCACGGGCGAAGCGGGGUCCCGGGAUCUCCUGACCAGCCGGCGGCCCAGGCGGAGGCCUGCGUUCCGAGAAUCUGACACCUUCCCUACCACCGAGAUGGAUUCAGAUGCUUGUUACCUCCUGGGGUUGUUUACCAGAAACGUAACUAAGACUAGGGGAAGAAGCCAUGCCUACUUGGGGGGCUGGCUCCCCGACUCCUGACCGCUUUACGGUGUCUGCGGAAGCAGAGGAGAAGGUCCGGGCACAGCAGAGCCGAUUGGAGCGCAUUUUCAGCGUGGGGGUGAGCGUCCUCCCCAAGGACUGUCCGGAGAACCCCCACAUCUGGCUGCAGCUGGAGGGUUCCAAGGAGAACGUCGGCCGAGCCAAGGAGUACCUGAAGGGUCUCUGCAGCCCGGAACUGCAGAAUGAAAUCCACUACCCACCCAGACUGCAUUGCAUCUUCCUGGGAGCCCAGGGGUUCUUCCUUGACUGCCUGGCCUGGAGCACAUCAGCCCAUCUGGUUCCUGGGGCACCCGGCUCGCUGAUGAUCAGUGGGCUAACAGAGGCGUUUGUCAUGGCUCAGAGUCGUGUAGAGGAUCUAGUGGACUUCCGGCCAGGGUCCUACCCCAUGACCUCUCAGAGUGCUGGAGUGCUGAGGGACUUCUCUGCCCUGCUGCAGCCCUGGGAGGAUACCCACACAGAGGCCCUGCUGCAGCUGCCCUUGGCUGUCCAGGAGAAGCUACUGAGUCUGGUGCAGGAGGCAUCCAGGGGGCAUGGGCCAUUGACACCCGCUUCAUGGGGAGGGAGGAGCCCAGGCCUGUUGGGUGCUCUGCACCAGGGAGUCAGACCUUCUCUGAGUGAAGGUGGGGAAUCUCUGGAUGCUGGAUCUGUAGGGCAGGGAGAAUCAAGGGGGGCAAGUGGAGUGAGUCAUACUGUGGAGAAUAGAGGGAAACAGGGUGGUCUCAGGGAGGUGGAUCAAGGGUGGAAGGAGCUCCUUGGGGAAGAGGCCUGGGAGAAAGAAGUGACUUUCAGGUCACAGCCAGCAGGUGGAGGGACAGGGGAGAUGGGGUUCCUGAAAGGAAUGGCCUUGGGGAAGGAGGGGGUGCCUCAGCAAAGAGGAGGAUCUGGUGUCCAGUGUGAGCCUCCCGGUGCUCAGGGCCACUCUCAGAAGGCAGCUCAGUCCCGGGGAGCCUCCCUCCUCCAGCGGCUCCAUAAUGGUGAAGCCUCACCUCUGAGAGUACCUAGCCCCCCACCUGCGCCUGAACCCCCAUGGCCCUGUGGAGACCGGGGAGAUCUAGGAGACAGGGGAGAUAAGCAGCAGGCUCGAGGUCGAGGAUCUCCAUGGAAACGAGGCACCCGUGGAGGCAACUUGGUGACUGGCACUCAGCGUUUUCAAGAGGCCUUGCAGGAUCCUUUCACCCUGUGUCUUGCCAAUGUACCCGGCCAGCCGGACCUCCGCCAUAUUGUCAUUGACGGCAGCAAUGUGGCCAUGGUGCAUGGCCUGCAGCACUAUUUCUCCAGCCGGGGUAUUGCCAUUGCUGUGCAGUACUUCUGGGACCGUGGCCAUCGUGACAUCACUGUCUUUGUGCCUCAGUGGCGCUUCAGUAAGGAUGGCAAGGUCAGAGAGAUUCAUUUCCUGCAAAAGCUAUACUCACUCAGCCUGCUUUCUCUCACCCCCUCUCGAGUCAUGGAUGGCAAGAGGAUCUCCUCCUAUGAUGACAGGUUCAUGUUGAAGUUGGCUGAGGAGACCAGUGGGAUCAUUGUCUCCAACGACCAGUUCCGGGACCUGGCGGAGGAGUCUGACCAGUGGAUGGCAAUCAUCAGAGAGCGCCUGCUGCCCUUCACCUUCGUGGGAAACCUCUUCAUGGUCCCUGAUGACCCACUGGGUCGAAAUGGACCCACUCUGGAUGAGUUCCUGAAGAAGCCAGCCAGGAAACAGUUGUCUUCUAAGGCUCAGCAUCCUUCCAAGGGCUUUGCAGGAUAUGGUAAUCAGCAGCAGGGGAGGGAAGAGGAAAAAGGCAGUGGUGGCAUUCGGAAGACCCGGGAGACAGAGCGGCUCCGGCGCCAGCUGUUGGAGGUGUUUGGGGGUCAGGAUCACAAGGUGGACUUCAUCCUGCAGCGGGAACCAUACUGCCGGGACAUUAACCAACUGUCUGAGGCCUUGCUGAGCCUCAACUUUUGAGCCUUCCCUGCCUGUGUGACUGCUGCCCUGUUAGCCCCAGGCUCCCCCAGCCCAUCCCCUUCUGUGAGAGUCCCUGUGCUGCUCAGGCUCUGGCCCAGAGCCACUGUGAGUUGGUUCUUUGGGCCAGGGAUGGACCGGGAAGAGGAUUCCAGUGAAGGGAAAGCUUUUGUCCAGGCAUUUUGGGGACAGGUUCAUAAAGUGACCAAAACUCAAAGCAGAACUCAAACCAGCUCUCAAGAGGUUCUGCUCAUCCUUAACUUCCCAGUCUUGCUUUAGCACAGGCUUUCCAUAGGAAGGGGCUGCUAGAAAGGGUAAGUCAUGGAGAUGGACCAUUGGCUGACUUGGGGUCGAGGCUAGGGUAAUCCAGGGCUGGCAAAAAAGCCAAGCCUUUCUCCCCCUGGAUGCUGCUCUGGAUGACUGGAGGGCCGUCUCUUGGUAGUGUCAGAAGGAAUGCUGGGCCCUUGAGGGGCUGUAGUGUUAGGUAGGCUGGGUUGCACUGAGCUGAGGAAGAAGACAGAGGGUGACUGGUUUCAGCUGUGCCUGUCUAUGGCUUUGAUUGAGCUGCUUAGCCUUUACUUCUGCCUAUAAAUCAAGAGUAAAAGUGCCUGUUGGGAGGAGAAAUGAAACUGUAGAGGAAAGCUUGGAGGACAUGUGCUUGGACCAAGUCUCAGGUGUGUCUGCCUGUGCCUGCACAGGCUCCAUAAUCAAAACUUUGCUCUCAUGGAGAUGUGGGUCAUUCAUGUUCAGGUACCAGGCCCUAGAUUUUAACACUGUGUCCUCAGAGUAACGUGCCAAAUAAUGGCUAUGUCCCUUUUGGGCAACCCUCAGAACCCACAUUUAUAAAAUAGAGUUAAGUUAGGGUGAAUGCAUUACCAAAAAUACUCUCAGGGUUCCUACAAAUGGCAGCUCUCCUGUUGUAUCAAGUGUUUGUUUACAGAUUAACAAAUGUGUCAGGAAGUCCCUGGUUCGGUCCUCUUGCUGAAGCACUGGGAAUAUUCACGAAAUUCAUGAAGCCAUGCUCUGCCAUGAUGUUAAUGUGAUCUGAGCUAACAUUUUCUUUACAAAGAUAUAGGCUGCAUAAGGUGAGGCACUUCUGCUUUGUGUGUGUACGUGCGUAUGCCCGGGUGUGCAUGUAUAUGUAUGGAGAUGGGCUAUAGAAGCUUUAUGUAGAUGAAAUGGUUAUCUGGAAAAUGAAGAAUCAGAGUUGGAAGGCACCUGAUUGGCCACCAGACUAACUCCACUAACACACAUGACAUCCCGUCUCCAUCCUAAUUCCUACAGGUCAUUGCCUUGUAUCUGCUUGAAUUCCUUCUGUGCUGGGCAAUUUACCACCUGGAGGGUAGCACAUUCCUUACAGGGACAGUACUCAUUGGUAGUCCUUCCUCUAAUGUAGCCUAAAAUAUGCUUUUCUGUAACCUUUGAGGCUGGUCAUUACCCUAGGAACAGUCAACUUCCUAGACUCCUAGGUAAGAGGUAGGAUAGGGGCCCCUGGGCUUUGUUCUGUUCGGGCCCUGCAGCAUAUCCCUGACUAAGAUCCUUUUUAGGCUCUGAUUUCUUCCCUGGGUAGCAGGGAAUCAGGCAUGAAGAGCUGAACAGUGAGGAGGGUCCCCAGGUCCCAGUGUCUUUGCCUUUUGGUCUGCUGGUGCUUUUUAUUGCUAGUCAGUAUUGACCUAGACUGGAGGCAUGCAUGGUGGUGACCUGCCUGGUCAGGGAGUUGGCAGUGACUCAACCCAUAGUACCUUGGGAAAAAAAGGGAUUUGGAUAAUAUGGUCCAAACUGGGGGCUGAUAAACUACUUCUGGUUAAACUGUAGCAGACAUCACAACUUUAGGUCGAUGAAAAGGGUCCCAGAUGAAUACUUGGGACUUAAUUUUUCGUGACAGGGUUGAUUUGUAGCCCAUGAUUGGUUCCCUGCCCUUUCCACUCUCCACGAUGGUGGAUGUAUGGUAGGUCAGAGGGAUCUCCUGUACUUUUGUGCUGAGGAUCCUGGUACAUGGAGGUGGCUCCACUCAGAUGAGAGGCAAAGCCUAGGUGUUGGAUUUGUCCUGCUGCAGCUUGAUAAAGUGAGACCAACAUCUGGUGGUUUUUUAAAUUCACUGCCAUUUCGUGACAUAGACUGAAGGCUGGCCUGCAUGGGACCUCCUCUCUUCCUCUGGUAGCUUCCUGAUGACAUGUACUCUGAACAGAUGUGCAGGGUGACCACAGAACUCACUGGAAAUGGUUCAUCAUUCCUCUUGUUUUCUAAUCUUGAUCGUAACUUCAUGCCUUACACCUGUGAUCAGCCCUUUUGGUAAAGAGGGACCAAGAAGGGAAAGGAUAAGGAGAGCUGUUGCCUAUUAUAAUUUUAAAAACCCUGUGUUGGGAAAAGAGUAAUCUAGAAUGACAGUCUUUGAAUAAAUUCUAGGAGAAUCUAGGCCAAAGAGAUGAGCUGAAGCCAGCUGGAUAAUUUAUCUUUAUUGCCAAAACUGCAGAGCACUCUACAUAGCACAAAGAACUAGGGCAACAAUGUGACACAGAGAAACCAAACUUGGAAAUUUUCUUACAUGGACUCAAAGAGGUUCAAGUCCCAACUUGAUGAGAUACAGCCUUGAGACUGGAGAAUUUGUUAAAUAAGGUGGAGUGACAGAACAAUGGGGAAGAGAGGAAUGGGAGAGGAAUCCCAAAGAACCAGAUGGGAUCUCUCAGGUAGAGGACUACCCGAGGCUAUUCACAGUAUCUAAUCAGGGAGCCUCUGUCAAGGGACAGGCCUGGCCUCCUGUCAUGAGCUUUUCUACUUAGGCUACGACUUCCUUCAAGGCGGCCUCCAGCUCUGGGAAGGAAUAUUGGUAGCCAGUGGCCAGUGUCCGCCGUGGGACCACCUUCUGGCCCUCCAGCAGCAUGAUGGCACGUUCUUGCCCAAAGACAGCUUGUACCACAGUGCUGGGGACAGGGAUGAAGGCUGGGCGGCCCAGGGCAGCACCCAAGGCUCGGGCAAACUCAGCACUGGUAGUGGUGGAGGCUGGAGCCACUCCAUUGAGGAUCCCCUGCACGUGGUUUGCUUCAAGGGCAUGGGUCAGGAUUCCUACCAGGUCCCUGAUGUGAAUCCAAGGGAAGAACUGGCGGCCUGAGCCGAUGGGGCCCCCCAGGCCCAGACGGAAGGGCAGCAGCAUAUGGCCGAUGGCACCACCUCCACGGCCCAGCACAACCCCUAGAAUAGGCAGGUAUGUGAUACAGGGAGGACCCUCAGCUAUAAAGCAGUCUGACUAUGUCUCAUUCUUGUUUUCCCUUCCUUAUUCUCUCCCCACGUGGACUCAGCUUUGUCCCAGAGUUGAGGAGUGUGACUCUUCAGGACUUGCUAUUCUCCCCUCUGCAGGCUGUCCAGAAAUGAUAGCAUCCUGUCACUCUCUAAGCUCAGCUUCCCUGAUUCCACUCUACCCUCCCCAGCCCAGAGAAGCCAUCCCACCCUGUCUGGUACCAAGAUCCUUGGUUCUCACCAGAGCGUACCACCACCUGACGUGUAGAAUCUCCGGGAAGCCUGGCUACAGCUUCCCAUCUGGUCACAAGUUUGGAGAAAAAGUCGAAAUCUCCUCCUGGGCUGGCCUCAUCAUACUCUGCAGUCAGGCUGGGCUGGUAGUAAGCUGUCAAUGGAAGAGCACUCGUUUGCUCUUGGUGUCUGUGUCCUGCCUGGCCCUUUGCAGUCAAGGCUGCACUUGUCCUCACCCUCUGUGUCCUUGGGAUCUCUCUCUACACCUCUCCCCCUCGAGCUUCUCUAUGACCUGACCUGUUCCUUUUGUGAACUCCUUUGUCUGCAGCCUCACUCACAGGCUUCUAGAGUGUAGUGGUUAAGAACAGAAAUCUGGGUGCCGGACUGCUUGAGUUUUAAUUUCAGCUCUGUCAUUUCUUAGCUUUGUGACUUUUGGCAAGUUAUGUAACUUGUCUGUUUAGAAUUUGUGCAUCUUUAAAAUGGGAAUAAUAGUACCUACCUCAUAGGGUUGUUGUGAAGAUUAAAUGUAAUAUGAAUAAAACACUUCGAGUACUUGCUUCUAUGUA
Molecule: messenger RNA, 6272 nt
Organism: Heterocephalus glaber (naked mole-rat)
Lineage: Eukaryota; Metazoa; Chordata; Mammalia; Rodentia; Bathyergidae
Source: RefSeq, a predicted model, not a curated record